Messenger RNA from Monopterus albus (swamp eel), 496 nucleotides. RefSeq names its product sodium- and chloride-dependent GABA transporter 2-like. Gene Ontology annotation, cellular component: cell projection; plasma membrane. Gene Ontology annotation, biological process: amino acid transport; nitrogen compound transport; sodium ion transmembrane transport. Gene Ontology annotation, molecular function: gamma-aminobutyric acid:sodium:chloride symporter activity. Lineage: Eukaryota; Metazoa; Chordata; Actinopteri; Synbranchiformes; Synbranchidae. The record is from RefSeq and is a predicted model, not a curated record. The transcript is spliced from 3 exons. Bases 119 to 409 code for a protein of 96 amino acids.
GUUCCCCAACCCAGCUAACUGUCUUGGUCUUCAGAGUUUAAACUCAUCAGAUCUGACUAAAAAUCAGACCAUCACCACUUCUGCUGCAACUGAGUUCUGGGAGCGUCGUGUGUUGGGAAUGUCUGGAGGCAUUGAGGAACUAGGCAGUGUUCGAUGGGAGCUAGCUCUGUGUCUUCUGAUCAGCUGGGUGUUCUGCUACUUCAGUAUUUGGAAAGGUGUCAGAUCUUCUGGAAAGGUAGCAUAUUUCACAGCCACGUUCCCCUACGUGAUGCUCCUGAUACUUCUCAUCAGGGGCCUGACUCUUCCUGGAGCUGGGGAAGGAAUCUACUUCUACCUGUAUCCAGAAUUAGAGCACCUAGCUAACCUGGAGGUGACCAGUUUGAUAUUAACUUUAAUUACUCAGAUAUAACUACAGACGAGCACCAUUUAAACUGUGAUUGAAGUUUAUCUUUAUAUUAUUUUGCUUUUAGGGGCUUUUAUGAUAUGUGUUCAGUUU